Messenger RNA from Dermatophagoides pteronyssinus (European house dust mite), 1446 nucleotides. Its product is annotated as large ribosomal subunit protein mL37-like. Gene Ontology annotation, cellular component: mitochondrion. NCBI's taxonomy places the organism in Eukaryota, Metazoa, Arthropoda, Arachnida, Sarcoptiformes, Pyroglyphidae. The record is from RefSeq and is a predicted model, not a curated record.
AGUAUCGUUUUUUUUCAUUCACAUGGAAGCAGGUGAUUUGAAAAUUUAGCAUUUUAUUCUUCUGAAUUCUGUACAAAAUGAAAUUAACGAAUCAAUUGAAUCAUGCAAAAUAUUUUUGGUGGGGUAAAGGUUGGGGUACAAAACCUCGAAUAAACACCGAUAAUUUUUAUUAUAAAAUGCAAUGGAAAGCCAAAGCCAAACGUCCUUUGGAAGUGAUCGAACAAACAUUGCCCGAAAACAUCAAACCUAUUGAUCCGAAUAUCUAUGUCCGACAAGAAAUAAAUCGAGAAUUUCAUAUUGAUCAUAAAUUUAAAUUACCGUGGCCAUAUUCUCAUCGACCCAUUAAAGGUACACCUGAAGAUCCAAAUUAUAAACAAGAGACGGCACUAGUUUUUCAUCGAAAUAAGCGUCUUAUCGAACCGAUAAAUUUACCACUUCAUUUUACCAAUUCAUUACUUGAAAAUGAUUUGCCUCAGUCUAUUCUGAAAUUUCAAAAUCAAAUCCAAUUCGAUGAUAAAUUAGUCGAUUAUUGUCGACGUAGAUUUGAAUGGUCGCUGUUUAACGAUUGUGCGAUGCAGAAAUUACCACUAAAUCGAGAGUUUCCAUAUUUGGAUCAAAAGCCACCACGUGUAUUCGGGACGACCAUAAAUCGAAAAGAAUGCUUAAUUCUUCAAACUUUAUAUGAAAUUUCAAAUUCAUGGACUGCUAAAACCUUUGGUUAUGACCCGAAUUUAAUUUCAAUGCGAAUAUCACGACCACAUUGUGUCUAUCCAAUACGAAGGGAUGAAAAAUAUGCCCUGCUAGAUUUAGAAUGUGAUUUCGUAACGAUAUUAUCGCCAACAUCACCAAACACAUCAUUGAAAUCGAUCCCAUUCGAUCCUGAUUAUGUGGAAAAUGCAUCAAACCGACCAUUAAAAUCCAUUUCGCCAAUUUCCUGGCAAGUUGGAUUUGAUAAUAAGAAUUUCUAUCCAGACGAUUUCAAAUUUAUUAUUCCUGCAAAAUCACAAAUUCAUACAAUAUUCUUAUCAAAUAAUAAUGUUCGAUUAUUGAAUGAUGAAGAUUAUCAAGGACAUGGUAUUAUGUUUUGCUAUGGCUAUGCUAUGCAACAGGCAAAAUUAUUGGAAAAUCAUGAACAAAAAUUUGUUCCACAAACAAUCCAAUGCCUUUACACUAGUCCAAAAGAUUCAAUGAAAAUUGGAUUCGUUUUAUUUCAAUUGAAUUCUAUUGCCGGUGAUGAUUCUAUGAUCCGAAAUCAAGUUUGGAUUAGUGAACCUCGAUCGGUUAUGGAUGAUACACGGGCCGUACUAAACGACCUAUUCACGAUACAAUCAUUUCGUGUGGCUAAUGCAUCAUCAUUUUAAUUGAUUUUUUUCUCAUUAUUAUUACAGUAUCUUCUGACUGGUUCUUUUGUUUUUUUUUUGUUUAAUGUGAAUAGAAAAAAAUGGC